Molecule: messenger RNA, 7055 nt
Organism: Nematolebias whitei (Rio pearlfish)
Lineage: Eukaryota; Metazoa; Chordata; Actinopteri; Cyprinodontiformes; Rivulidae
Gene: nav3
Product: neuron navigator 3
Exons: 37
Coding region: 1-6840 (2279 amino acids)
Biological process (GO): nervous system development; neurogenesis
Molecular function (GO): ATP hydrolysis activity; ATP binding
Source: RefSeq, a predicted model, not a curated record
AUGCCAGUAGUUGGUGUAGCUUCCAAGCUAAGGCAACCCUCUGUGGUGGGCACCAAGCCGGUGCACACAGCCCUCCCCAUCCCCAAUGCUGUCAGAGCCGCUACCUUGCAGAGCCUCAUGACCCAGCAGCAGGAACUCAAGGCAAAUGACGGGGCUCCGGGACUCAACUGCCAGCUGUCAGUCAAGUCCCAGUACCAGCAGGGGAAGAUGCCAGAAGGCAAGUCCAGAUCAGAGACAGAGGAGAGUAAGAUCUGCAAGAUUGAGAAUGUGGACGCCUGCCUCAGUUUCUUGGAUGCCAGAGGAGUGAACGUACAAGGGCUCUCAGCAGAAGAGAUCAGGAAUGGCAACCUGAAAAGCAUCCUUGGCCUCUUCUUCAUCCUGUCGCGCUACAAGCAGCAGCAGCAGCAACAGCAGCAGUACUACCAGUCCCUUGUGGAGCUCAGCCAGCAGACGAGCAGCACGGCAUCGUCCACCAGCAGCCUCAAGACACAAGAGAUGCAGUCCAGUCUCACAGCACGAUAUGCAAGUCCUCCGGGCCACAGCGGAAUAGGGUCGCCGCAGAAGAAAAACACAAGGUUACCUGGGCCCUCCAGAGUACCUGCUGCAGGCAGCGGGGCCUCCCGGAGCCCAGGCUCCUCCAACCUCAACCGGCGGAGCCAGAGCUUUAACAGCAUCGACAAGAGCAAGCCUCUUCAAUAUGCAAGCAGCAACGACAGAGUAUCCAGUGGGAUGAAUGGGAGUGGGAUGGUUCCCACCAGCCUCAGUGGGCAGCAGCUGGCCUCUGCCAUCCCCUCACCCACAGCUGGGAAGUCCUGGCGCAGCAAGUCCAUGAACCUCAAGCACAGUGCAACUUCCUCCAUGCUGGCAAGCCCUACACACUCACCUUCCACUACACCUUCCCCACAGGCUCUGGAAGGCGUUCAAUCACAUGGAUGUGACGUGUCGAAAGUUGGGUCGGGUGUUCCUUCUCCCCAGAGAUCAAUGUUAGAGAAGUUUCGCCUAAUCAACCCUCGUUCAGCUUCGAGAGCAUCACCAUCUAUGGCAGAAAUGGCUCUACAGGAAGAAGAUGACUUGUCAGAGUAUGGUGAGGAUGGACUAACCCCCAUGGGCUCAGUGUGCAGCAGUGGCAGUAGCAGUGCUACAGCCAAGCAAAUGCCUGCAAAGACCCCAGCAACAUCCCUUUCUGCCCCCAGCAAAACCUCAUCUUCAUCCAUCUCCUCAUCUUCUAAAGCCAGUGGCAGCAGGUCUUUGACUCCAUGUAAAGACAAGGAUGACAAAAGCAAACAUGGGAAAUCUUCUAAAGACAGCUCACCUCCAAAAGAGGAGCGGGAGACUUUUGCUGACCCCACAAAGAAGACCUCAAAAAUUGCAAGCUUCAUCCCCAAGGGAGGAAAGGCAUCAUCAGGGAAGAAAGAUGGCAGCACCUCCUCAGCUUCCAGUGGCAUACCAAAAUCGGGACUUAAAGCACCCUCCACAACAUCGGCAAAGCCUCAGAGCUCAUCCCAAACCCAGAACCAAGUUGCCUUAAACAGCAGUGGCAACAUGCGGGCAGGAGAAGGUGAAAAAGCCAAGCUGACCAAAGGAGGACAAGGUGGGAGUUUUUACAUACAGCGCUCCACUAGUGGCCCAGAAGGCAAGCGGACAAGCAUGACCUCAUCAACCAGUACAUCAGCCCUGUCUGGGUCCAGUGGGAUGCUGGGAGUAGGAGCAGGAGGAGGGGGUGGUGCACUUGGAGGGAAUGGAGUAGUUCAGCUUCCUCAACAGCAGCAGCAUAACCACCCCAAUACCGCCACUGUUGCACCUUUCAUGUACAGGACAUUCUCAGAAAAUGACUGCACCAUGGUGGCCCCAGCUGACCCCUGCCUCAGUCCCACCAAAGGAGAGCUAGUCUACAGCAAGACAGCCAAACAGUGCCUGGAGGAGAUUUCAGGAGAGGAUCCUGAGACGAGACGUAUGAGGACAGUGAAGAACAUCGCUGACCUGCGGCAAAACCUGGAAGAUACCAUGUCCAGUCUACGGGGGACACAGAUCAGCCACAGUACUCUGGAAACAACCUUUGACACCACUGUAACCACCGAGGUCAAUGGGCGGAGCCUACCCACCCUUGCUGCACGCUCCUCCCCCAUGGCAUGGCGUCUCGGCCAAUCACAACCCCCCCGUCUCCAGGCGGGCGACGCCCCCUCCAUUCCAAGUGGAUAUUCUGCGCCCAGAUCGAGCACAGCGGGUGCUGGCACCAGCGCAGGCCGCUACAGCGGGCACUCGGACUCCUCCAGAUAUCUAACAGAUGUCAGCCUUCAUCUGUACGCCAGGAAUCCAGGACGAGGCGCAGACGGAGCUUCUUCUCGGGAAGCCACCCAGAGAAGAAGCAAAGACUUUCAGGGUGACGUCGACAGCUGGGACGACAGCAGCUCGGUGAGCAGCGGCUUUAGCGACACGUUGGACAACAUCAGUACGGACGAUCUAAACACGCCUGCGUACUCCACGGCAAGCUCAUCGCGCAAAGCCAAGGGGGCACAGUCCCAGAAAGGGAGCAGGUCCAAGCAUGCUGAACAGGAAGUGAGCAGCAGUUGGGUGGGAGCUGAAGACCUGAAGAAAGUGGAGGAAGAGCUGGAUGCGAGCAUGGAUCCAAACAGCAGCCCCUCCCGCUGGAAGUCGUCCUCAUCAUCCUCUUCCUCCCAAGCUCAGGCCCAGUAUGAGGACACUGGUCAGAAAGCGGCUGCGUUGGCCCAGAUGUCCCAGACCGGCUCAUGGAGGAGGGGCAUGACAGCCCAGGUGGGGAUUACACCACCCAGGACCAAGGGGACCACCACAGCACUCAAAACACCUGGUAAAACUGAUGAUGCUAAGGCCUCUGAAAAGGGAAAAGUACCUUCCAAAGGGUCAGCUGGCAUCCAGCGCUCACCCUCAGAUGCUGGGAGAAGUAGUGGAGACGAAGGCAAGAAACCCCCUUCAGGCAUGGUUCGCCCACCCACCACUGGCUCAUUCGGAUACAAGAAGAUCCCCGGUCCCUCUGGUGCUCUAAUUACCACCAGCGGUGCAACGCUCACUGGUGGUUCAGCCACCCUGGGCAAGGUGCCCAAAUCUUCAGCUGCACUCGGUAAAGGCAUGAGCGGCGUGCGGAAGACCAGCCUGGACGGCUCGCAGCCUCAGGACGACGGUGUUCUGCUGAGCUGCAGUGGCUCCAAGGUGACUCUGCAGUACCGCUCCCUCCCCAGACCUGCCAAAUCUUCCAGUGGGGCGGCAGCAGGGCGCAGCGGGCACCGCUCCAGCUCCAGCAGCAUCGACUCGAACGUCAACAGCAAGUCAGCAGGCGCUGCAGGAACGCAACCAUGCGCCAAACGGAGGGACGGAAAAGUGGGCUCUGAGCGCUCUAGUCCUAUUACCAUCAACCAGACGGACAAAGAGAAAGUUGGGGGGUCAGAUCAAGACCCGGCUGCAGGACUGUCUACCUCUCCAAAGUCCAGCCCCACCUCCAGUUCAGCAGGCCAGUCAGGCCUCAGGCAGCCGGGCUCUAAAUACCCCGACAUCGCCUCUCCUACAUUUCGCAGAUUGUUUGGCACCAAAGCUAGCAGCAAGGCCAGCUCUCCGGGCACGCCCGACUCUGGCAAGUGCCCGUCAAUACUGAGCAGCCCCCACGGCACGCUGGCGAGGCAAACCAGCCUGGACUCCCCCUCCUCUGGCACAGGGAGCCUGGGCAGCGCUGGCGGUCUGAGCGGGGGCAGCAGCCCGCUCUACGGUAAAACCCCAGACCUGUGCAUUGACUCCCUGGCUUCCAGCCCGGCCUCUGGCCUCUCCCUGCCCUCCAACGCUCGGCCCUGGCCUGCCUGUAGCUCAUCAGCCGGCAGCAAAGACACACUGAGCUGCCAGAGCAUGACCAGUCUGCACACCAGCUCUGAGUCCAUCGAUGUGCCGCUGGCCCACCAUGGGCCCAAGGUCACACGAACCGGCAGCGUCAAGUCCACCCUGUCUGAGGGCAUGCCCCUCGACAGAAACACGCUUCCCAAAAAGGGACUGAGGUACCCGCCAUCUUCUCGGCAAACAUCCCACGAAGAAGGAAAGGAGUGGCUCAGAUCCCAUUCUACAGGAGGCCUUCAGGACACCGGCAGCCAAUCCCCACUCUCACCACCAGGAGCUUCCUGUAACACCGCUGGAAAAUAUCACUACUCCAACCUAUUGAGCCCAACCAACAUCAGCCAGUAUAACCUGCCACCAGGCAGCAGCAGCAUCAGCCGCUCCAACAGCAUUCCUGCCCAUGACUCCUUUGACCUGUACGGGGAGGGUCACCCACUGGGUGGCAGUGCAACCUCCCUGGAGGAAAGACCACGGGCCAUCAGCCGCUCUGGGUCUUUCAGAGACAGCACUGAUGAAGUCCAUGGGUCUUCUUUGUCUCUGGUCUCCAGCACAUCGUCAUUAUACUCAGCGACAGAGGAAAAAGCACAUUCUGAGGGCCAAACUGUCCAAAAUUCUACGCAAAUCAGAAAGCUUCGUCGGGAGCUGGAUGCCUCUCAGGAGAAGGUGGCGACCCUCACAUCUCAGCUGGCUGCCAAUGCUCACCUGGUAGCAGCCUUCGAGAAGAGUCUGAGUAACAUGACCUGCCGCCUGCAGAGCCUCACCAUGACAGCUGAACAAAAGGAGUCAGAGUUGGCUGAGUUGAGAGAAACAAUAGAGGCACUGAAAACACAAAACACAGAUGCCCAAACAGCCAUCCAGGUGGCACUCAACGGCCCGGAUCACCUUCACAAAGACCUCCGGAUUAGACGGCAGCACUCGUCAGAAAGCAUGUCGAGCAUCAACAGCGCAGCCAGUCACUCCAGCAUGGGCAGCUUGAGCAAGGAUGCUGAGGAUAAAAAGAAGAAGAAGAAGAGCUGGUUACGCAGCUCCUUUAAGCAGGCGUUCAGCAAGAAGAAAACCAAGUCGCAGUCGUCCCACGAUGAGACGGAGGAGAUGACGGACUCUCUGCCCUCCUCGCCCAAACUGCAGCAUGACAACAGGCAAGGCAGCGUUGCGACGCUGCGCUCCUCGCCCUCCACCACAGAGCUUUGUGAAUGCACAGAGGCCGAGGCUGAAAUCGUCCUCCAGCUGAAGAACGAGUUGAGGGAGAAGGAGCUCAAGCUGACAGACAUUCGUCUGGAGGCGCUUAGCUCCGCCCACCACCUGGACCAGAUCCGAGAGGCCAUGAACCGCAUGCAGAACGAGAUUGAGACCCUGAAAGCCGAAAACGAUCGUCUGAAGUCCAGCGGUAACGCCACCCCUACAGCCACUCCCGUCAAGACAGCCCGGCCGCCGUCUGAGACCUCCAGCACGUCCUCGUCCUCCUCGCGUCAGUCACUCGGGCUGUCCCUCAAUAACCUCAACAUCACAGACACGAUCAUGUCUGAUAUUCUGCUAGAUGAGAGCUACGAGGGAAAUUUGCGUAAAGAAAGCCGGAGCGUGCGGAUAACGGUCAGGAUUAGCAGUGGACCAAACAUCACCAAGGGCACAAAAGGCCAAGACUUCCUGAUUGGCUCUAUAGGAGUGAGUGGGAAGACCAAGUGGGACCUCCUGGAUGGGGUCAUCCGGCGCCUCUUCAAAGAGUAUGUGUUUCGAGUGGAUCCUGGGACAAGCCUGGGUCUGAGCUCAGACAGUAUCGUCUGCUACAGGAUGGGGGAAGUGAUUCGCUCGCAUGCCUCUGAAGUGCCUGAGCUGUUGCCCUGCGGCUACCUGGUGGGAGACAACAUUAUCAAGGUUAAUCUUAAAGGUGUGAAGGAGAACAGCAUCGACAGCCUUGUGUUUGACACACUCAUUCCAAAGCCCAUAAUCCAGAGGUACCUCAACCUAUUGAUGGAACAUCGUCGGAUCAUCUUCUCAGGACCCAGCGGCACAGGAAAAUCUUUCCUGGCUGCCAAGCUGGCAGAGUACAUCAUUUCACAGAUGGGGAAGAAGCUGACUGAGCACAGUGUGGCCCGCUUCAAUGUGGACCAGAACUCCAGCAAGGAUCUGCGGCAGUACCUGUCCACCCUGGCAGAGCGGUGUAAUUCUGAGAGGACAGACUCUGAGCUCCCCACUGUGGUCAUCCUAGACAACCUGCACCACAUUGGCUCUCUCAGUGACAUAUUCAACGGCUUCCUCAACUGCAAGUACCACAAAUGCCCUUAUGUUAUUGGGACCAUGAGCCAAGGAGUUUCCUCUUCUCCGAACCUGGAGCUGCACCACAACUUCAGAUGGGUGCUAUGCACCAACCACACAGAGCCGGUCAAAGGUUUUCUGGGUCGCUUCCUGCGCCGGAAACUGAUAGAGACCGAGAUAGACAAGAACAUGCGCAGCAACGACCUGAUUAAAAUCAUCGACUGGAUCCCCAAAACCUGGCAGCACCUCAACAGCUUCCUGGAGGCGCACAGCUCCUCUGAUGUCACUAUAGGUCCCCGUCUCUUUCUGUCCUGUCCCAUGGAUGUAGAAGGUUCUCGGGUCUGGUUCACUGACUUGUGGAACUACUCUCUGGUGCCCUACCUGCUGGAGGCUGUCAGAGAAGGUCUACAGCUUUACGGUAAGAGAGCGGUGUGGGAGGAUCCGUCCAAGUGGGUGAACGAAACAUACCCGUGGAACGCCGCCUCACUGCAGCAGGAAGGCCAGUCGUUGCUUCAGCUGAGGCCGGAGGACGUGGGAUAUGACGGCUACAGCUCGUCCAAGGAAGGGGCGUCGUCCAAGCAGGUGUCCCAGAGUGACACAGAGGGAGACCCACUGAUGAACAUGCUGCUGCGGCUGCAGGAAGCAGCCAACUACUCGAGCACACAGAGCUGCGACAGCGACAGCACCAGUCACCAUGACGACCAGCUGGACUCCUCGCUGGAGUCGGCCCUAUGAGACCAAGAGCUGCGCCGACAGACGCCGAUCCUCCCGGGACCUUUGAACCGGCCCUGGUUACUCCCUAGUCCACAGACAUCUGAUGUAUGGAAUGAUUCAUUACCCAGAAAGGAAAUGCCAACCAUUCAAAAGAAAAAGCCUAUUUUGACUUGGUGAUGGUGCAAUAUUAAAUCAAAUUUUAUGUUUUUAAAGUGGCGCCAACUCUGUCCUCAGUG